Messenger RNA from Platichthys flesus (European flounder), 2243 nucleotides. RefSeq names its product CD34 molecule (gene cd34). Lineage: Eukaryota; Metazoa; Chordata; Actinopteri; Pleuronectiformes; Pleuronectidae. The transcript is spliced from 8 exons. Gene Ontology annotation, biological process: cell adhesion. Gene Ontology annotation, cellular component: membrane. The record is from RefSeq and is a predicted model, not a curated record. The coding region runs from base 144 to 1154 and encodes 336 amino acids.
UUAUCCUGCUUGACUGUCCCGCUCACUCAGUCCUCACAGGAAACUCCCAGCCAACUUCCAUCCCCCCCACCCAGCCUCACCCCUCACACUCACUCACCUCCUACUCACAGUCCCACCGGCUGCCCUGAGUCCAAGCAGAGAGGAUGGCUGCGUCCACGUGGAGAAUGAAUCGGCUCUGGAGGAGGAUGGCGGGAGUCCUGGUGCUCUGCGCUCUGCUGCUCAGCAAUGAGGUGAUAUGUCAAGAUGACUCAACAGCAGCACCCGAGGUCUCGUCUGUUACCAUUCCCGACGCCGGCGCCAGCGCUGUGACCGAUGCUGCCGCCACCGAUGCUGCCGCCCCAGGUGCCUCCGCUGCCCCGACCGAUGCUGCCGCGACUGCAGGAGGUCAAGACCCUGCAGCCUCUGUGGUUCCUGGAGACACCCCAUUCCCAGCAACUGUUAUAGCCAUUGCAAUUAUUCCAGAAAAGAUGGACGGGGCCGCCUCAGGGACGACCGUGGCCCCCUCCGACAGCAACAACGGGGUAGACGCAGCCGCUGGUGUCUCUAGUGAGGUUAAGUUGGUGAUGCCUGAUGUGAAGUGUGUUGGAAAAGAGGACAUCGAAGAGAGCAACGCCGUCAGGGCCGUGGUGGUGACGGAAAAUUGCGAGGUAUCCAAAGGUAUUAUUCGGGAGAACCCUGCAGGCUGGUGCAAAGCCGAACCCUGCAAUCUCAAUAUCUUCCAAGACGGCACCAACAUGCUGGUGACCAGUGAUGAUGCUAAGGUGGGAACUUUGGCUGCAGCUCUCCAGAGUGCCAGUCUGAAAGACAAGCUGGGUGUGACGAGCACUAAGACCCCUUCUUCAUCGUCCGGCUCCUCCGUGUUCGUCGGGGUUCUGGUCACCGGUCUGCUCGCCGCCAUCGCCAUCACUGUCGGCUACUUGAAAUGCCAACGCAGGGCCGACCCCAAGGGAGUGAGGCUGGCGGAGGAGGCCUACCCCGUGGACCAGGAGAACCAGGGGAACACCCUGGUGUCUGUGGCCCCCCUCAACCCCCCUCCAGAAACUCAGGAGAAACCCAGCGAGAACGGAGAGGCCCCCGAGGCCCCCAAGACCGAGCCCGCUCCUCCUCCCACCAACGGCCACUCCACCGCCAAGACGGCAGACACCGAGUUGUGAAGUGGACGAUCAACGAAAGGCAGCCUACCCCCCGCCCCCACCCCCCCAACAAACACAAACCCCCGUCAACGCACGCCUCUGAAAACCUCCUUCGUUUGGGGAGAACAGCAGCUUCGGGGUUGUGUAGCUCGUGCUCAUCGUCAGCUUCCAAGCUUCAACCAAAACCCUCGAUUAGGAAAAACAGAACGAGCUCACAAAUGAAAUCGUUCCUCGGUUCAGUGAGAAGCCUCGACAGACGGACAGAUUGACAGGAAACAAAACCACGGUGCCUUGAAAUCUGUUCACAAGCUUCUCAGAGAGAAACCCCGUUGAGCUCUCGUCUCGUUCGUCUGAUUGUGUUACUGAUGUGUGCGAAUGUGUGCGUGUGGCAAAUCCUGCAAGUGUGUGUGGGUCAACAUGUACUUGCAUCUGUACUGUAAAUAUCUAAACCUGCUUCUACACAGCUUUUCUCUUCUGCUCACUGUUUGUACUGUGUGCAUGACUGAUGUGGAGCGACGGGUUGGAAUGUGCACCUGACAUUAGCCAUUUGAAUGUGUAACAUUUUUGUAAAAUAAGUGGAGUGACGGACGGCUCACCGAGUUUGAAGGAAUUCACCGAUCUGCUUCUGCAAAGUGAAGCGAGAUCACAAAGUCAACGCGGAGCUCAUCCACUGUCAGUGUUAUUCUCUUUUUAAAUAUCCUGUAUAAGCUCUUUUUACUCUCAGUAUUCUCGUGAUCAGUGUGUAUAGUAUGGUGACCCUGUCUGGUUUGUAUUUUGUGUACUUUUCCUUAUCAUGUGCCCAAAGAAUUUUUAAUUUCAUAGCUUGUGUUGUACUAUAACUUUGGACUCUGUGGCACCUCUACCAUGUUCGAUCCGGCUCAUACACGAAGAUGCUCCGGUGCUACGACGGCGAGAAACAAGCAUCUUGUGUCUGAAGUGUUUUUCUUUCCUCUGCUUUAUAAACUAAGACAAACCAGGAGGAAAGAACAAAAGGAAAAAAGUCAUUUUUGCUUUUCAUUGCUAACAUUCCAGUGUGAUUAUCUCAUUCUUCUUCACACCCUGCGGUUUACGUUGAUUUAACAUGAAAACAAAUAAAGAAAAGUAAAAAGU